AUGGUGGCGGUCCUAUCUGAUUCAUUAUUAAAUAAUAAUGGAAAAUCAUUACAAACAAAUUCGGCAAGAAAAUCAAAAACGAAAAAUUUAUUGAAAAAUACUAACGGUAACAGCAGCAAAUCAACGAAAACGGUGAAUAAUAGCAACAAAUUGAAUAGAAAAUCAUCAUUGACAACUGGAAAAACUAUUCCAUUGACUGAUUCUAUUAGUGAUUUAUCAAAUUUGAUUAAUCCUACGACAACGGGUAAUGGUAAUAAUACUUAUCUAAUUUCAUCGAAUAAUAAUUCAGCAUUUUCAACCAUAAAACAACAACAAUCAUCAUCAUCAUCAUCAGUGUUGUCCAUCAAUAAUGAUAAAUGUUCUUCAUCAUUGUCCAAUGGUAUUUUGGAUGUUAAUGAAACAUUAAGAAAACUACCACCACCACCACCACGUACAAUACAUUAUAAAGAAUAUUUAAUUGAAAAUUUUGCUCUACAAGUGUUUGAUAAUGAAAAUGAUCUCAUGUGUGCUGUCGAUCAAAGUAAACGUAUUCGUAAAUCAUUGGAUCCAAAUCGAUCAUCAUCAUCAUCGUCUUCGUCGUCAUCAGAAUUAUCCGAUAAUUGUUAUCAAUCUGAUUGUGAAGAUAUUGAAUCAAUGAUAACAACAACAACAACAAAUAAUUCUUUACAUCAACAACAACAAUUAAGUAAUAAUCAUUCUCUUAAUCAUCAAACUAUCGAUUUAAACAAUCGAUUGUUUAGUGAUGGUGAUGGUGAUAGGUCAACAACGAUAACAAGGUGCAAAUCAUUAUCAUCAUCCAAUCAGAUCAAUAAUAAUAAUAAUUUUAAUUGUGAUGGUUUAAUUUUAUUACGAAGGAAAAUUGUUCAAAAAUCUUCUCUUUUGAAUGGUAAAAAAAAUCGAUCAUCAUCAUUAUCACCAAUGAAAAAAUCAUUAUCCUCAUCUUCAUCAUUGAAAAAAUGUCGAGCUUCAAAAAAUUUGACAAAUAAAAAAUCUUCUUGUACGACCACCACCAAUGAUACCAGCAGUAAGAAAGGUGGUAAUAAUAAUUCCCGAAAAUCAUUUUUAUCCAAAGAAAUUGUUGAUACAAGUGAUGAUGAUGAUGAUGUGGAUGGUGAUGAGAAUGAUGAUGAUGAUGAUGAUCAAAAGAAUAUUCUGCCUAUAAUAAAAUGUUUACAUAAACAUGCUAAAAAUCGUAUAGCUUGUAGCAAGUGCCUACAAAAAUCUAAAUGUUUAAUCAAGGAAUCGACAACGACGAAUAAUAAUGUUAAACAACAACAACAAUCGUUGAAAAAACAACAACAGGUUAAGAAUCAACCGAAAAAAUCUAAAUCACCGAUUAAAUCAUUAAAGAUGGUUAAAAAUGUUAAUAAAACAUCGACGACGACCAGCAACAGCAAAAAAUCCACCACCACCAACAACAACAAAACAGUGAAAACGAAAUCGAAAAUUGUAAAUCAAAAAUUACAAAUGAAAAAUAAUCGUCGAAAAGUGACCAACAAUAAUGGUGUAACAUCGAUUUCUAGUGAUGAUGAUGAUAAUGAUGACCAAAGUGAUGAUAAUAGUGAUGAUGAUCAACAAGAUGAUAGUGAUGAUGAUAAUGUUGUUGUUGUUGUUCGUCGCAAUCAACGACAACGUCAUAAAUCAACAACAACAACAACAACAACAAAUAAUCGUCGACAACAACAACAACAACGUCGACAAAGAAAUCGUCGUAAUCCGAAUAAUAAUAAUAAUAAUGAUUCUGAUGUUGUUGAUGGUGAUGAUGAUGAUGAUGAUGAAAUUUCUGAUCAAUCAGAUGAUAAUUCAGAUGAUCAAAAUGAAGAUGAUGAUACACAAAAUGAUUCUGGUUCAGAUGAUUCUGAUUCUUCAUCCGAUGAUAGUGAUAGUGAUGAAGAUGAUGACGAAGAUGAUGAUGACGAAGAAGAAACUGUUGAAGAUAAUCGUACAAUAGCUGAUUUAAUAAAAUGUUCAAAUCGUCGUGAAGCUGUACGUAAAGCUGCUGCACGUGCAGCUGCAAUGCAACAACAUCAACAACAACAACAACAAUCGACAUCAUCAACAUCAUCAACAACAAUGGUCAAUAAUAAUCGUCCAUUAUCAUCAAUGUCGCCAUCAGCUUCAUCAUCAUCAACCACGGCAUCUUCUAUCAAGGUAACAAAGGUGAAUGCAAAUCAUCAAUCGACCAAUUCCAAUUCUGCUGCUGGUGGAUCAUCCGCAACAAAUUCAGUAUUGAAUGUGAAUAACAACAGCAAUUCAAUUCAUUUUGAUUCAGAUUCAGGUAAGUUUUUUAUUUUUAAUGUUUUUUUUCGGAUUUGUGUCUGUGUGCUCGCGUAUCGAUCAUUUCUGUUUGAAUCGAUCGAUCGAUCGAUUUUUGAUUUGAUGCCUGGUGUCUUUCUUUCUGUUUGUCAAGUGUAUAUGCAAUGAAUGGAAAUGAUUUUUUUUUCUUUUUUUUUUUUGCUUGUUCGGUUGUUCAUCGUGCCGUAUCGAAUUUCUUCGAUUCACAUCCAUAA
Molecule: messenger RNA, 2510 nt
Organism: Dermatophagoides pteronyssinus (European house dust mite)
Lineage: Eukaryota; Metazoa; Arthropoda; Arachnida; Sarcoptiformes; Pyroglyphidae
Source: RefSeq, a predicted model, not a curated record